AUGGCCGCAUCACCAGAUAAGCCACCGUCUGCAGACAAGCCCCCGACAAUGCCGUCUGCUUUCCUCAUUCCGGAGCUGCUUGAAAACAUCAUCAUGCACCUGCCGCUACGCGACAUUCUGCUCUGUCAGCGCGUAGGCACCCAAUUUCGCAACCUGGUUCAAGGCUCCAGCACCAUCAAGAAGACUCUGUUUCUGGAACCGGCGACGAGCGAUAUGGCGGAGCUCUGCUUCGGAGUUCCAUCAAAUUUCAGGAACACGAUUGUUAAGCACGUUCGGAUAGAACAUUGGAAGACCUCGACAAAGGGCGAGAUCGUCUGGCCGCUCUUGAACCCGUUCCUGGUGUCACAAUUCGAGACGGAGAAACGCGCCUGGAAGUUCGCGGCUCUCGAUGUAUUAGCAUCUCCCCCCUUCGACGCCGAAGUUAGGCCCUUGAUGAAGCUUGAUAGCUCCUUCUUCGAUUCGCAUGAGUCACGCGCCGCAGACACGGAGGACUCUGGCGCCUCGACUGCACCGCAGCUGACAGCCAAGAGCCUGCCGCCAAUGCUAAUCACUCACCCGCCUUCCAGAAGUCUAACGGCGUGGGAGCGGCCAGAUAAUAUUGUGGAGGAUACAGCAGAUGAGUAUUCACGGGUGGGUGUACGAUUUGAUGCUUUACUCAAAGCUGCAAGCACCGAAAGGACCGCUGUCGAGAGAAUCUUUCUCCCGAGGGGAACGGACCUAGCUGGUGCUUACCAUUGGCGUGUCCUUCCGGAGAGCGCGCUUGACCGCGUCACUGGAUGGGAGAUGCUCGCUGUACUGAACAAGACGGAUCCGAAAGACAUGAGAGAAGAGAUUGAUCGCAUCAUCAAAGCUCUGAAGAAGUGGGACUAUGUUGUCGAUGGAAAAUCAGACGCAGAUGGACAGACGGAAACGUUCGCCUGGGAGGUGGAAGAUGUGGAGCAGGACAGCCUUUUCGAGACGGUCACUGUGGGCUCUGGUCCUUGGUAG
Molecule: messenger RNA, 987 nt
Organism: Cercospora beticola
Lineage: Eukaryota; Fungi; Ascomycota; Dothideomycetes; Mycosphaerellales; Mycosphaerellaceae
Molecular function (GO): protein binding
Source: RefSeq, a predicted model, not a curated record